AUGAAAUUCUUUGGCAUGAAGACAGUUGAACAUAAACUUUCCAUUAACGCUGCUAUACCAGAUGAAAUCAAAGAAGCAACUACAACUGUUAAGCAAGAGUUUCUACAUAAAGUAAUAAAACAAUUCCUCUCUGCGUUUGUCAUCAAUGAAAAUGUUUACAAAACACAAAGAGAAAAUGUAUCAGCAUUGGAUAAAUGGGAAAUAUGUCAAAGAAGCCAAACUUUAACUGCUGAUGGCAAAUAUCCAUGUAGAUAUCCUGGCUGUGAAUCAAGUUAUGUGUAUGAUGGUGCAAGUAGAAGAAGGCAUGAGAUGUCCCAUAAUUUGCAAGAACCAAUAUUAGUUUCUGCACACGAGGAGGAGGAAGAUGAACAUGAAAUGCAUGAUGAUAUAUACAACUACCAUUGUAGCCUGAUGAACAUGGCAUUACUACUACGUAAUUUUAAUGAUGCCACUAGAGAAGGGGAUGGAAGUACAAAAUAUGCACUAGAAUCAUUGUAUCAAUUGUUCCAGUUCCAUGCACUUUUGACACCUCGUGAAGCUGAACGCCUUACUUGGAAUAGAUCUGUUAACAACAGAGGUGGAGCAGGUAACAAUGUUCCAUGUGAUCUUGACCUUGAACAUGAUAAUCAUCUAUAUAAGGAAAUGUGCCGAGGACUUGGAGCCAACUUGACAUGUUCAAGCAUAACAAGAAUAUCAAAUGCCUUCUUUGCUUGCAAGGAAGUAAUAAAGAAGUUGGAUUCUGAAAUAAACAUUAAAAGCACAUCUGGUGAACACAUGCACUAA
Molecule: messenger RNA, 783 nt
Organism: Paramuricea clavata
Lineage: Eukaryota; Metazoa; Cnidaria; Anthozoa; Malacalcyonacea; Plexauridae
Source: the annotation of a GenBank genome assembly